Pterocles gutturalis (yellow-throated sandgrouse) is the source of this 512-nucleotide messenger RNA. It is a transcript of the gene CTNS, whose product is annotated as cystinosin, lysosomal cystine transporter. Lineage: Eukaryota; Metazoa; Chordata; Aves; Pterocliformes; Pteroclidae. The annotation marks the transcript as partial. The transcript has 3 exons. Gene Ontology annotation, biological process: L-cystine transport. Gene Ontology annotation, cellular component: lysosomal membrane. The record is from RefSeq and is a predicted model, not a curated record. Gene Ontology annotation, molecular function: L-cystine transmembrane transporter activity.
UCAGUCUAAGUGUAUCUGCAUUUCUGUUUCAGAGAGCAGGUCAGAAAGUAUCCAAAGUUGUCGUUGGACUACUGGCACUUGCAUGGAUCUUCACAUUUACAACACUGUUUCUUGCUGCUGCUGAGGAAAUGACAUGGCUACAGUUCUUAUUCUGCUUCUCUUACAUUAAGUUAGCAGUCACACUGAUAAAAUAUUUUCCACAGGCAUACAUGAAUUUCCGUCGGAAGAGUACUGAGGGAUGGAGUAUUGGAAAUGUAUUACUAGACUUCACUGGUGGAAGCUUCAGCCUUCUCCAGAUGUUUUUGCAGUCAUACAACAAUGAUGAAUGGAAGUUGAUCUUUGGAGAUCCAACCAAGUUUGGCCUGGGUGUCUUCUCCAUCAUCUUUGAUACUGUUUUUAUGAUCCAGCACUACUGCCUUUACAGAAGACGGGGGUAUGAACCUUGUGAAUAACAUCACUUGUGAAGACAAAAAACUUAAAUGGAACUUGCCCCUACCCUGGCUGAGGGAUUU